Molecule: messenger RNA, 4638 nt
Organism: Plasmodium fragile
Lineage: Eukaryota; Apicomplexa; Aconoidasida; Haemosporida; Plasmodiidae
Exons: 1
Coding region: 1-4638 (1545 amino acids)
Biological process (GO): vacuole organization; organelle fusion; endosome organization
Cellular component (GO): HOPS complex; endosome
Molecular function (GO): protein-macromolecule adaptor activity
Source: RefSeq, a predicted model, not a curated record
AUGAACAAGUCGGACAAAAAGUUCACCCUGAAGCUAUUUAAAAUUAAGCAUGGCAACAUCAACCUUCUGAAGAAUAGAAUAACGCACUUUAGCAUCCACAACAAAUGUAUUCAUAUGGUCCUGUGCAACAAUAGCUUAAUAAAAUAUUACUUAGAAAAAAAUGAACUCUCCCAUGUAGACUUUUAUAAUAAAAAAACGACAAACAGUAAAGCAGAAAUUCGGUCCAUGUUUUUUGACAACAAAUGCUAUCAUGGAUUUAUAUGUCUAGCGAACAAGGAAUAUAUUUAUAUCCAUUUUGAAUAUAACAUUGUUCUGAAUUUGGCCAAGUUAAAAAAGUAUAACAUUUCAAGUGUAUGUUUCAACGAGUCCAAUGAAGUUAAAAAUACGGCACCCCUUCUGGUGGCAACCAAGGAUGGAGAAAUAAUUGAAAUGAGCAUAAAUAAUAAAACGAAAACUAGCAGAGAGCAUGAAGUUAUUUUUUCAAACAGCCAACUUUCCAUAUUGGACAUAGGAAUGAUCAAUCAGGAUAUUUCUAACCAACCAAGCAUUACAAAAAAUGCGAAUGAUGAUAAUAUGUUGAGAAUUAUUUAUUUUACUACAUGUAAUAGCUUGCACGAAAUUAGCUAUACGUAUAAAAGCAACAGUGUUAAUAACCCCACCGAGAGAAGCGAAUUGUAUCCACAAGAAACGAGAAUAAAAACGAACACAGAUAAUUUCAACACCAUCCAAGCAGGGGAUGAAACAAAGGUAUAUGAAUGCUGCAUAGAUUCCUUAACUUCUAUCUUGAAAUUUGAAAACAUCAGAAAUAGGAAUUACCUCUUCUGGCUCAACGGAUGUUGUAUAUUUAUUAGCAAAAUUAACAACUGCAAGGGGGGAAAAUCUUCCAACCGGGCGAAAAAUGACUUCCCCACUACAUCCAAAUGGAACCUAAACCAGGAUGAAAACAAUUUUGAGGAGCCCGAUUUCCCGUCCUAUUCCUCCCAGUCGGACACUUCAAUCGAUGGGAUCAACCUUGCAUCUUUUAGUGAGGAAGAUGAAGAGGGGAACAGGAACAAGCGGGAAGUGCACAAAUCGGGUUACUCCACAAAUCGGAAAAAAAACGCACAAACGAAUCAGACACGCAAAAGUAACCACCAGUAUAGAAAUUUAUUGGAACCGGAGAAGCAGAGUAAGACUAAACAGAUGAAGAAAAAAAACAAGUUCAUGAAUGAGUGGUACCUAGAUAGUAAUUAUAUCAUUGUCAACUUCCUUGACUUAAACAUACUGACAAGCGAAAAUGCAAACAACUUUGCAUUUAUAAAAUCGUUUUAUGAAUCCUUGUAUUGCCAAAAAGGGAACACAAAUGUAUUGGCUAGCAAUGUGGACGAUUCACCCACGGAACAACAAGGCACAGAACCCGUCCUCACAACACAAGAAUCCAAACCUUACGAAAACACCGUCUCGGCUGUCGUAGAUAUGUGCGUAAGUGAAUUAUACAUAUUUCUCCUGUUGGAAGAAAAACUAAUUAUUGUGAACAGUGGUAACCUUAAGAAGGUGUUCGAGCAAACCCUAGCCAUAGAAACGUAUGGAGACGUCAUACGCAUAAUGAAAGACAACUCAGAUGACCAAGUAUGGCUCUGCACAUCCAAGUACAUGUUCAAAAUUGUUGAAAGUAAGAAAAAGGGGGAAGGAUUUUACCUUAACGAGUAUACACAAUCAAAUGAUUUAGAAACCGAGUAUGAUAAUUUGAAGCUGAAUCUGAGAAAAAAAAAUCUUUCCAAAAUCCUGGAGUCAUGCACAAACUCCGAAAGAAUAAAAAUAAAAAAAUAUAUCCUAAAGAAUAACAAGUACCAAAUUGAUCAGUUUAAAAAUUUGCACAUCUCCACUGAUGAAAUGUUAAUUUCCUUUUUACAUAAAAAGCAAUACUUUCUUUUGGCGUCCCAUCUGUACAAUAACAUUCACUACUAUAAUAACGUCCUCAAGAUCGUGUUCUUCAUAUGGCUCGUCCAGCUGUACUCCUAUUCCCUCGAUCUAUACAUGCACCUGUACUUCAUCACGCGCUGCUCCUUCCCUCGACGGCAGCUCCAAAAUGAAGCCAACGCUGGAAAUCCCCCAGAAGAGCAGUCAAGUGUAACCUCUGAUCAACCAAGUGUAUCUUCAGAUCAGCAAAUUGUAACAUCCGAUCAGCUAAGUGAAACUUCCGAUUCACCAAGUAUAAAUUCUGAUCCACCAAGUGGGACAGAUUCCAUGUGUUCCGCCCAACUGGGCCCCUCCGAUGAAGCGGAAUCGGACGCAACUCCCCACUCGGAGGGUCAGCCUAGUGACCACUCGGAAGCAGAGACCGAUCCAAGUCAUGACGAAGUGAGCGGAAAGGACACAGAGCCGGUCUAUCAAACGGAAGUGGGUAAAGCAAGCAAAGCGAACAAAAAGAAGCGGAAGGAGAAGACCCAUUCGAAAGAAACGGGGGAACACGAAAGCGCAGCAGGAGGUGAAGACAUGAUCGAAAAUGAGAAAAAGUUGAACAAUACCAAGGGAGGCAACCUCAACAUUGGUAAUCACCAACAAGCGGGUCAUGAUGGAGAGCAGAAGAAAGGAGCAACCAGUGUGCAUAAGAGCAACGUAGAGAGUGCAAUAAAAAAUGACAAAUACCUGAGAAGCGGCAAAAAAUCCUUCAUGCGCUUCUUCCAGAAGAUGAUAGAGAAGGACGAAAGGAAUGAUCUUAAAAACAGUUUCGACUUUUCGAAGGGCAAGAAAAUGAAUAUUAAAACGCUAACCGAGAGCGACAAUUUUUACGUCCUCCUAAAAAUAUACAAAAUGAAGAAUGUAGAAAUUUUCAAUUUUUUGAAAGCUCAGAAGGGGCUGAUUUUGGAUGACCUGGAAAGGUACAGAAAGGUCUUCGUGGAGGGAGAGGCACACCUCCAGGGGGAAGCAGGGCAGACGAAGCAAAGUGGUGUGUCCCCCACAGCACCGCUGACCUCGGAAGAGGAGCACACCGGUGCCGUGCCUAAGAACGCAGCCACGCCGCCAAACUCAACCAUGCCGAAAAAUACAGUCACGCCGCCAAACUCAACGGAGGAUCGCGCGAAGAGAAAACUGUACAGAGACAUCUACGCGUACAAAUGCCUCGAAGCCAGUGUAUACAUGAUCAUCCUGCUCAAGCACUUCAAAACAUUCUUCCAGCUUAAUGACGUUGUUGCGCAGAUCCUAGAGAGUUCCAACAAGACAAAUUUUCUCCUGCUCUUUAAAUUCAUGUGUAAUGAUUACAAUUACAUAAUUAACUUUUACAUUAACAGCAAUAAAUUCUCUGCCCUCUUUAACGUUAUUGUGCUCUUUCCCCAGAAUGUGCUCUUGGAUGUGCUAAAGAAUUACGCCUUCAUUUUGUACCUGCAUAAACCACAGAAAUAUGUAGACAUGCUAAUUUUCUACGACAAUUUGAUUGACGACUGUGCGGACGUCAUUGUGUGCAUGUUUGUUAUAAUUUAUUUUUUUAAAGGCAGGGAGGCGGCCAAGAAGGGGCAUAUAAAGGAUGAGAACGGUGCUGCUGCUGAUCAGAAUGACAACGAUGGAGAUGGUGAUCAGAAUGACAACGAUGGAGAUGGUGGCCACCGUGAGCGACACCACACUCCCCACAAGCACACAGACGAAUGCAUCCGCUUCUUGGAAUACAUUGCGAACAAAAUAAUCGAAGAAAACACCUUGACAGAAAGGGAAAAUUAUAUGUACACAUUUGAAUGCACAUGGAAAAAAAACCACGUCAUAAAUUGCCUACUUAUUUUGUACAUAGAAAAAAAACAGGAUGAAAAGAUAAAACUUUUCUUAAACAGAUUAAAAUCGUCAGGCAUUCAUUUUGACUAUUUAUUUAUUAUACGAUUUUUGAAGGAAAAAAAAAAAGAAAAUUUCAUUCCCCAUUUUUAUAUAAUUAUGAAAUAUUUCGAAGAAGCGGUCGAUAAAGCCCUCGAACUGGGGGAUUACAAAACUGCACAAAAUGCCGUAAUAUUAUGCGAAGAUGAAGAAGAAAAAAAAAAAUUAUUUCUAAAAAUUAUUAAAAACAUCUCCAACAAUUUAAAUGAACAAAACUUAAAAGAAAUAAUUAACCUUGUCCGGGAUUCAAACUCGAUUUUAAAUUUACAGGAUAUACUUCCGUACAUUAAUGAAAACACAAUUAUCGAUUACUUAAAGAAGGACAUUUGUUCCCUGCUAGGAAUUUACAAUUUAAAAAUACAGGCCAAAAAAGAAGAAAUUAAAGAAAACUUACAAACCAUUGAUCUGCUCAAUGGGGACCUUAACAACGUCAGGAAAAAAUAUCUCCUUUUGGACAAAAAUGACAUUUGCUAUAUAUGCAAGAAGACAAUUUUUUAUAAAAAGUUUUAUGUUUUUUCGUGCAAGCAUUAUUUCCACAGCACUUGUGCUUUGAAUAUUUACCUGAACUCCAAGCCGAAAGACGAACUCUUCCAAUUUUUCUGUACUCUUCAUAAUUACAAAAAUGCGCUUAUCAACAAGAAUGAGAAGGACAUGCUCACGUAUGAGACGAAGAUCGAUGACAUCCUAACGGAGGAGUGCUUCCUCUGUGGCUCCAUUUCGAUCAGCUCCAUUUCGCAGCACUUUAUCUCGCAGAGCGAGGGCGACCUGGUGGACAGCUGGGCUAUAUCGAAGGAGUAG